Messenger RNA from Capronia epimyces CBS 606.96, 1653 nucleotides. Its product is annotated as acetamidase. Bases 1 to 1653 code for a protein of 550 amino acids. The record is from RefSeq and is a predicted model, not a curated record. Lineage: Eukaryota; Fungi; Ascomycota; Eurotiomycetes; Chaetothyriales; Herpotrichiellaceae. The transcript is spliced from 7 exons.
AUGGGCUGGGAAGAAAUCGCCGCCGACAAGAAACAGCGCAUCGAAAAGUCCAUUCCGGUAGAAUGGCGCGUCGACGUGGCCGCGCUGUGUCCGAACGACUCGUUCAUGGACUUGCCGGCCAAGAGCGGUCUCUUGUCGCCCGACGAACUGGCAAUCACUGACUCGUCGGCCGUGGAUCUCGUGGCAAAGCUCGCCAGCGGCCAGCUGAAGUCGGUGGAUGUGACGUUGGCGUUUUGCAAAAGGGCGGCGCUGGCCCAUCAGGCGGUCAAUUGUGCAUUGGAGUUCUUCCCCGAACUUGCUCUGGCCCAGGCGAAGGAGCUGGACGACUACUACCAGAAACACAAGGCGCCCGUAGGCCCGCUUCACGGCUUGCCCAUCUCGCUCAAGGACCAGCUUCGAGUCAAGGGCCUCGAGACGUCCAUGGGAUACGUCGCGUGGCUGGGGAAAUACGCCAAAGAAGACUCGGUAUUAACAGCGUUGCUGCGCAAGGCUGGCGCCGUCUUCUAUGUCAAGACAAGCGUGCCGCAGAGCCUGAUGGUCUGUGAGACCGUCAACAAUGUCAUCGGGCGCACCCUCAACCCGCGGAACAAGAACUGGUCUUGUGGAGGCAGCUCCGGUGGCGAAGGAGCCAUUGUCGCCUUCCGGGGCGGUGUCAUCGGCGUCGGCACGGAUAUCGGUGGCUCGAUCCGCGUCCCGUCCGCAUUCAACUUCCUCUAUGGCAUCCGUCCCAGCCAUGGACGCAUGCCGUAUGCAAAGAUGGUGAAUAGCAUGGAAGGACAGGAGACCGUCCAUAGUGUAGUCGGGCCCCUCGCUCACUCGGUUGACGACCUGAAGCUGUUCGUCACUUCGGUCCUCAAACAGGAACCCUGGGAGUACGACUCCAAGGUCAUUCCAUUGCCGUGGAGACAGGGUGAGGAGGACAUUGUCAAGUCCAAGUUGCAGAGUGGAGGUGGAGGACUGACUCUGGGCUUCUACAACUGCGACGGAAAUGUCCUCCCUCAUCCUCCAAUCUUGCGUGGAGUCGAAACGGUGGUUUCGACCUUGAAAGACAACGGCCACACCAUUGUGCCAUGGCAGCCGUACAAGCACGAUUUUGCGGUAAACCUGAUUGGCAAGAUCUAUGCUGGUGAUGGUGGCCAGGACAUCUUCUCGGUCUUGAGGGAGUCUGGAGAGCCCGCCAUCCCUAACAUCCAAGACCUUGUCGACCCCUCACUGCCGAGGCUGGACAUGAAUGAGAUCUGGGAGCUGCAGCGCCAGAAAUGGGCAUAUCAAUGCGAGUAUCUGGAGCAGUGGCGGCUCAGGGAGGCAGAGCUCGGCAGGGAGAUUGACGCCUUCAUUGCUCCUAUGACCGCAACGGCGGCCAUUCGUCACAACCAGUUCAGGUACUAUGGCUAUGCCAGUGCCAUCAAUCUCCUUGACUGGACCAGCGUCGUUGUACCCGUGACAUUUGCGGAUAAAGCGGUGGACAAGAAGCAGACGGACUUCAAGCCAUUGACUGAAAUCGAUGGAGUUGUUCAGGCUGAAUAUGACCCUGAGGCGUAUCACGGCGCUCCAGUCGCGGUGCAGAUCGUGGGCAAGAGGCUGACCGAAGAGAAGACUUUGGCUAUCGCAAAGGAGAUUGGGCGGUUGCUUGGAAAUGAGGUGACGCCGUAG